CCCUAAGUACUAUAUAAUCCUCCCCACUUGUUAGCAGCUUGUUGCAUAAGAUCUUAUAGCUAUCUGCUGAUCCAUCUAUCUAUCUAGAAAGCUUUCUGAUCAUCAAGUACAUUACUUCAGUUUCUAAUUUCUUUUCUCUCAUCUUACUUGGGUUCCUACUCCAUCCAUGGCUAGCUUCUUUUUGGUUAACGUUCGUAGUUUUUGGAUGAUGUUAAUGGUCCUGGCAUUUGGAAGUAGCUGUUACAACACUCAUCAAGCUGAGGCUGCUCGGGCUUUCUUCGUGUUUGGAGAUUCUUUGGUCGAUAACGGUAACAAUAACUACUUGGCAACCACUGCCCGAGCAGACUCCCCUCCCUACGGAAUCGAUUACCCAACUCACAGCCCCACUGGACGAUUCUCUAAUGGCCUCAACAUUCCUGAUUUUAUCAGUCGGGAACUUGGCUCGGAAUCACUGCUGCCAUACUUGAGCCCAGAGCUCAGUGGAGAAAGACUACUCGUUGGUGCCAACUUUGCUUCUGCUGGCAUUGGAAUCCUCAAUGACACCGGAGUUCAGUUUAUAAACAUAAUCAGAAUGUACAGACAACUGGAAUACUUCCAAGAGUACCAGCGGCGAGUGGCUGCAAUUGUUGGAGAGGACCAGGCUCAACAACUAGUUAACGAAGCACUCGUCCUUAUCACUGUCGGCGGUAACGAUUUCGUGAACAACUACUACCUUGUACCUUUCUCUGCCAGAUCCCGCCAAUACGCUCUCCCUGAUUAUGUCAAGUACCUCAUUUCCGAGUACCGAAAACUUCUUCACAGUCUAUAUGACCUUGGAGCACGCAGAGUUCUUGUGACAGGAACUGGACCACUGGGUUGCGUUCCAGCAGAAUUGGCCAUGCGAGGCACAAAUGGGCAGUGCUCCACUGAGCUGCAACGAGCUGCGGCUUUGUUCAACCCACAACUUGUUCAGAUGAUUAGGGGACUAAACAGUGAUCUCGGUUCUGAUGUUUUUGUCGCUGCUAAUACACAGCAAAUGAGCAAUGAUUUCAUCCGUGAUCCUCAGGCAUAUGGAUUUGUUACAUCGAAGGUAGCAUGCUGUGGUCAAGGACCCUAUAACGGUAUCGGACUUUGCACAUUGGCUUCCAACCUGUGCCCAAACAGAGAUGUUUAUGCAUUUUGGGAUGCAUUCCAUCCAUCAGAGAGAGCAAACGGCAUAAUCGUUCAGCAGAUCUUGACUGGCUCUACCACUUACAUGUACCCCAUGAAUCUCAGCACCAUCAUGGCCUUGGACUCCAGGACCUAAUUAAUUAAUUAUUAUAUAUAUAUAUAUAUAUAUAUAUAUAUAUUCCACCUGGUGAAACCAUCCGUCUUUAUAUUACUGUAUUAUGCAUUACAUUUCAGGUUAUUUAUGUCCUGGAUUAAUGGUUU
Juglans microcarpa x Juglans regia is the source of this 1410-nucleotide messenger RNA. Its product is annotated as GDSL esterase/lipase At5g33370-like. The transcript has 5 exons. The record is from RefSeq and is a predicted model, not a curated record. Gene Ontology annotation, molecular function: hydrolase activity, acting on ester bonds. NCBI's taxonomy places the organism in Eukaryota, Viridiplantae, Streptophyta, Magnoliopsida, Fagales, Juglandaceae. The coding region runs from base 167 to 1285 and encodes 372 amino acids.